This is a messenger RNA of Zonotrichia leucophrys gambelii, 1776 nucleotides long. It is a transcript of the gene CALB1, whose product is annotated as calbindin 1. The transcript has 11 exons. Gene Ontology annotation, biological process: regulation of presynaptic cytosolic calcium ion concentration; regulation of long-term synaptic potentiation. Gene Ontology annotation, cellular component: nucleus; dendritic spine; terminal bouton. Lineage: Eukaryota; Metazoa; Chordata; Aves; Passeriformes; Passerellidae. Gene Ontology annotation, molecular function: calcium ion binding. Bases 55 to 843 code for a protein of 262 amino acids. The record is from RefSeq and is a predicted model, not a curated record.
GUCAGGACCGCGGACAGCGCCCCCCCCCCCCCCCCGCGCCGCCCCGCGCCCACCAUGACGGCGGAGACCCACCUGCAGGGCGUGGAGAUCUCGGCCGCCCAGUUCUUCGAGAUCUGGCACCACUACGACUCCGACGGCAAUGGGUUCAUGGACGGGAAGGAGCUACAAAACUUCAUCCAGGAGCUGCAGCAGGCACGGAAGAAGGCAGGCUUGGAUUUAACUCCUGAAAUGAAAGCCUUUGUGGACCAAUACGGGAAAUCUACUGAUGGAAAAAUAGGUAUAGUUGAGCUUGCUCAGGUAUUGCCAACGGAAGAGAAUUUCCUGUUGUUCUUCAGAUGCCAGCAGCUAAAGUCAAGUGAAGAUUUCAUGCAGACAUGGAGGAAAUAUGACAGCGACCACAGUGGCUUCAUUGAUUCUGAGGAACUUAAGAGCUUCUUGAAAGAUUUAUUACAGAAAGCAAAUAAGCAGAUUGAAGACUCAAAGCUAACGGAAUACACAGAAAUAAUGCUCAGGAUGUUUGAUGCAAACAAUGAUGGAAAGUUGGAGCUUACUGAACUGGCCAGACUGCUCCCUGUACAGGAAAAUUUUCUUAUUAAAUUUCAGGGUGUCAAAAUGUGUGCAAAAGAAUUCAAUAAUGCCUUUGAGAUGUAUGAUCAAGAUGGCAAUGGCUAUAUAGAUGAAAAUGAACUUGAUGCCCUACUGAAGGAUCUCUGUGAAAAGAACAAAAAGGAACUAGACAUUACCAACCUUGCAACAUACAAGAAAAGCAUCAUGGCCUUGUCUGAUGGAGGAAAGCUUUACCGAGCAGAACUGGCUCUUAUUCUCUGUGCUGAGGAAAACUAGAGCUCUUCUAUCAUGUCCACUUAACUAGUGAUGUACUCUACACAAUAACUGUGCACUAUAAGGGAGUAGGCUGUAUUUUUAAACUGCAUAUAGAAAAUUAGCCAGGAUGUGUGGCACAUUCCUUUCAGUUUGUUUCUAUACUGUUUGUAAUGUACAGUUUUUGUAACAAUAAGAUUGAUAAAGAGAAUGUCAGUGUUUGGGCCACUCUGUAUAUUCAAAAAGAAACUAAAUAUGUCAGGGUUGGUUUUGGUUGGGGUUUUGCUUUCAUUAACACAGCUGGAGAAAAAUUAAACCUGCUGACAUUGUUGUGGUCAUCAUAUCCUUUGACACUUGCAACAUUUCUGGUUAAACUACAUGACAAAAAGAUCAAAACAUAAACACAUAUCUUUCCCAAAACAAAUAAAUGUGCAGUUUUUAAAUAUGAAAAUGAAUUCAGAUUAAAUAUGAUCUAGGUCUGAAAUAGGAAAGAGACAUUGGCAUGUCUGAUUUCAAAAAUUUAAUAAGGCACUAAGAAAUAUUUUGAGUGUUAAACCUCCCACUUACAGGUCUGUACUCUGCAGUCUUACAAUUACUCUUCUCAUUGCAAAUUCAUAGCAUAUAGACAAAGCAUUUAUCUGGAAUAGAUCUCCAUGCAGUAGUUGAUAAAAAUAUAGUGUUCUCAAUCUAGCUGUUUUACUGAAUUUAAACAUAGGCACUUCAGAAAUAAAUGCCUUUUAUCUGUCUUGAAAUCCUGGCUAAAUGACAGGUAGUAUAGUUAAUACACAGAUUAACAUAUGAUAUAGUAAGUGUACCUUUCAUGACUAUUGCUGUGUCAGAGAAUAUGACAAUCCAUUUUCUAAACUAUUUUCACAUUUUGCAGGUUAUAAUUAUUCUAGUAAAUUGCUGUUUUUACAUCAUAUUCUGUGUAAUCUAUAAUUAAAUUUAAUAUCCUAA